Molecule: messenger RNA, 1671 nt
Organism: Ruditapes philippinarum (Manila clam)
Lineage: Eukaryota; Metazoa; Mollusca; Bivalvia; Venerida; Veneridae
Product: DNA repair protein SWI5 homolog
Exons: 5
Coding region: 119-451 (110 amino acids)
Biological process (GO): double-strand break repair via homologous recombination
Cellular component (GO): Swi5-Sfr1 complex; Swi5-Swi2 complex
Source: RefSeq, a predicted model, not a curated record
UGUACGUCAUGCGCGUUUUGCAAGUGCGGCUUUGACUUUUUGGCGGUAAAUUGACGGGCCGCUUACGAAACUAAAAAAAGAAUAUCAUUGCAAAACAAAACGCCAUUUAUUUUCCAGAAUGAGCAAAGCUGGAGAGAAAAACACACUGAAAAGAAAACACCAAGCACCAUUUAAAUCACCGUUUCAGAAAGAUGCAGCUAGUAGGGUGUCAGAAGGUGAUCAGCAGACUGUUGACCUGGUGAAAGAUAAGUUAAAAAUGGUGGACAAGGAGAUUGAAGACUUGAAGUCACAAGGAAUGGAAGAGGCAGAGUUACAGUUACACAUAGAUAAAUUACACGAGUACAAUGAGAUAAAAGAUGUUGGUCAACUCGUGCUUGGAAGAUUAGCUAAUCUAGAAGGAGUAAGGACAAAGGACUUGUACGAUCAAUAUGGGCUUAACCUGGAGGAUUAAUUGAGGUCAUAUGUCGAUUGCCUUAACCUGAUAUAAGAUAUUGUAUCGGAGAUGGAUAAGAAGUUCAAAGGUCAAGGAAUUAUUCGUUGUUUCUGUGUGGUGACAUCCAGUUGAAGGAAGAUUUGAACAGCAAAAAAGAGAAGGAAGUGAAUUUUGAACUUAUGAUAGUGAUAUGUUGAGUUGCUUGAUGACUGGAGCAAACCUUUGCUGAUUUCAAGGCGGCCGAAACCUUUUAUUUUGUUUGUGAAAGUUGAAGCCGUCUGUGAAAUGAAGUAAUUUAUGUGAUGUCAUAAUUCGCAUACAGUCAAACUUGUGAACAAAGGCCACCUGAGGUGAUAUUGACCAUGAACUUUACAGACAAGGGGCCUUUAUUUGGAGGUUACUAUAUAUAUUUGUUUAAAUCAAUAAAGGGUUGUUGAAGAGUGUACUUCAUUUACAGGGUGAUCUUAAUUCAUAGGUGGUUUUUAACACAGGUUUAACUAUAGACAGAUGAAAAUUUAUUUCUGUUAGGUAAUAGUUGAAAUGAAAUUACAGCUUCUGUUUUGUCUUUUAGCAUGUUGAGGCAACCGGAAUUAAUAACGGGCCUGCUAAAUUUAAAAAAAAUCAAUUUUUUGCACUAUUUCUAGCUGAAAUACAGCCUUCAGAAUAAUGUCCCUUGUCUCACAACUUCACCUUGUCAUGAUAAACAAGUGUUGCUAGUUUGGUAUUGAUAAACCUUGUUAGUUGUUUGAAUAAUUGGUGCUACAUUAAAGUUUUUGCAUUACUAAAAUGAUGACUUUUUCUUCAAAGCAGAUUGGCUUAAAAGAAAAUAGUGCAGAUAAUUAGAUUCUUCUUAAUUCAUCAUGAUAUAAAGGUUACAUUUUUAAAAAGUUUUCUGAACAAUUGGUAGAUAUAUUUAGAUAUACAGCUAGCAUUAACACAAUUCAUUUCAAGAAACCAUUUGUAAAAAUAUUUAAAACUUAAAUGACUUAAGCUGAUUUUUCAUACUUCAAUAAGCAAAACUGUCAAAUUAACUAUAAUCAAGUUAGUUAGUCACUGUAUCAUCACUUUAGUGCAAUAACUGGUUAAAUCUUAUAUUAUUUGGAAGGACUUAACCCGUUACAGCACUAAGUUGAUGGUAUGAUUUCUACAUGCAGCUGAAAUAGAAAAUUUAUUCAUUUACCCUCAAGUUUUUAUUUAACACAUUAUAGAAAUAACAAUUGAAUAAAAUACUUUAAUAU